Lodderomyces jiufengensis is the source of this 2694-nucleotide messenger RNA. RefSeq lists its product as uncharacterized. NCBI's taxonomy places the organism in Eukaryota, Fungi, Ascomycota, Pichiomycetes, Serinales, Debaryomycetaceae. The transcript has a single exon. Gene Ontology annotation, molecular function: ubiquitin binding. The coding region runs from base 1 to 2694 and encodes 897 amino acids. The record is from RefSeq and is a predicted model, not a curated record.
AUGACAACUAUUGAUUAUGAUUUUAUACUUGAUAAUGCUAAAACUUUACCACCACCAAUAACCAUUAAUAAAUCAAAAAAGAAACAACUGAAUUAUAAAUUACAAAUUAUUUCAAAUCCAAGAUUACAAUAUGAAUCGUUACUCAACCCAAAAGAAUUGAUUAAUAAAUUUCCAUAUAUAUAUUCAAAAUAUUAUUAUAAUAGAGAUCCAAAUUGUAUUGGAUUUAUAAAAUUACCAAAAUAUUGUUUAAUAUCAAAUAGAGAAAUGUUCUUAAGUUUAAAAUCAACUUUAAUUAAUUUAGAAAUGUCUAAAAUUAUUAAAAGAGGAAUUGAAAAUUUUUCAAUAAAUGAUUCAAUUGUAUGUUAUUUAAGUUCAAUAUUAGAUAUUCCGAUUUAUGAAAUUCUUAAUUUAUUACAUACAAAUUCUCCUCAUGAAAUAUUACAUAUAUAUCUCAAGCAUAUGGAAUUUGAAGCUGAACAUUUAAUUAUAAAUUCUGAAUUUUAUCAUUAUAAAAAUUUCCCACCUGUUAUUUUUAAAAGAAUGGUACAAAUGUGUAGAUUUGAUGAAGGAUUAUUAAUUAUUGCAUUAUGUUUAUAUUUAAAUUGGAAAAAUGCUGAUUCAUUAUAUAAAACUAUUAUAAAUCAUGAAGUUAAAAAUAUUCAUGAAAAUUUAAUAGAGUUUACAAAUAAUUUAAAUGGUGGUAGUUCAAAUUCAAUUGAAGUUUUAAAAGAUAAUGAAAAAAAUAAUUCAAUUAAACAAACUAAUAAUAAUUCAUUAAACAAUGUGUCUACUUCAAAAAAUACAGAAGGUUUAUUAUCCAAAAAGAAUAAGAAGAAAAAGAAAAAGAAGAAAAAUAGGGCAAGUAGUAGUGAUGAUAGUGAAGAAGAAGAAAAUAAAAAUAAAAGAUCAGGACUGCCUGAAGAAGAGAAUCAAAUCAAACCUGGAUUUAAGAAAUUGUUGUUUCCGUUGUUCAUACCAAUUGAGGAACCUGAGUCUUCUUCUGAUGAUGAUUAUGAGAAAGCACUAAUUAAUAACCAAACCAAGUCAAAUACUGAAUUAAGUGAAGAUGAACUAGAACUAGAAAAUGAUGAAAGGACAAUUUCAUCUGAAAAUAUUUUUGAUCAACUAAAUAAUGGAAUUAAUGAGAAUGAUGAGUCCUCAUUAUCUAUAGAAGAUACGACUAAUGAUAUUGAUAAUGAUAAUUUGAAAAGUCUAUCGGAACAAGAAUAUUCACAAUUUGUUUAUGAUGAAUUAGAUAAAGACCAAAACUUUUUAGAUCUAGUUGAAACAUUAACUGACCUAUUCCCAACAUUUCCCAAAACAGAAAUUAAAAUAAGAUUAAAACUAGCAGAUGAAGUUGAAGUGUUAAUUGAAGAAUUAUUUAAUGAAACUGAAUCAAAUGAAUUAAUUGAACAAGAACAAGCAGUCAUUGUUGAAUCUUCUUCAGCUUCUGUCAUUAAUGGUCCUACUUAUUCUAAUGAUGUUUAUACAUUACUUGAAAUGUUCCCACAAAUUGAUUUAAAAAUUAUUGAUUAUGUAUUAAAAGAAAAUAAAGGUGAUAUUAAUGAAACUUCAAUAUCUUUAUUAAAUAAUCCAAAUCCUUCCAUAUAUUCAAAAGUUACUAAAUCAAAUAAUUCAUCUAAUGAAAGAAAUGAAUGGUUUCAAUUAUCAACGAUGGUACAUCGUAUAAAAACUUUUUUAGAUAUAAAUAAGUCAACAGAGCUCAAUAACAAUGGAAGUAAUACACUGGGCAAAUUUUUUAUCGAUGAUGAAGAUAUUAUACAUUACGUUAGAAAAGCUCAAGGUAUAUAUUAUGAUGCAUUAACAGGUAUUAUAAUGAAUUGUAAACCUAAAAUAAGAAAAUUAAUAACAAUAAGAGGUAAACAAAAUGGUGGAAGUAGAGUUCAAAGAGGUGGAUCCUCUUCUAGAAAUAAUCAACGGAUAAAAGAAGAAAUUAAAAUAGUAAAUUCAAAUUAUAAAUAUAAUCCCAUGUCACCAGAAAGUACAGAAUUAUGGCAUUUAUAUACAAAUAAUCAACAAUUACAAAUAUUACAAAAAUCUUUCUUAAUGAAAGCUUUAGAAUUUUUUCAAGGAAAUUGUGAUAAAGUUAUUGAAUUAGCUUUUGAAUUAAAUGAUAAUAAACCAGCUACAUUAGCUUCAAAUUUUAAUAAAUUAAAUUUAGGUAAUUCUUCAAUAGUCCCACAAAUUAAAUUUGCUCCAAAACAACAAACUGAUUCUUAUUUAUUAUUAAAUCAAAAAUUUGAAAAAUAUCAAUCAAAACGUAAAACAAACACUACGAACAACAAUACCAAUAACAAUAACAAUAACAACUCUAAAUCAACAAUAUUAACAACAUCAAUGGAAAAUCAAAGAUGGAAUCAAUAUUUAAAUAAUUCACAAUUAGAUUUACAUGAUUUUAAAUUAAUUGAUGCAAUAAAAUUAACUAAAUUAGUAUUAAAUCAUUGGUGGAAUCAAGAAAUACAAUUAAGAAUUCAAGAUGGGAAAUUAAAUAAAUUUGGUAAUUUGGUUCAAUUUGUUGAUGAAAUAUGUUUAAUUACAGGUAGAGGCAUUCAUUCAAUUAAUGGUAUAUCAAUUAUACGUAAAUAUGUUAAAGAUUAUUUAAUUAAAAAUAAAUAUAUAUAUGAUGAAGGUGUUGGUAGAUUUAUUGUUAAAGGUAAAAGAGUUAUAGUAUAG